UGUUUAUGUAAGGAUGCUGUCUAGGACAUUCCCUAGUCACCAAGUUGCCUAGCAUGGUUCUCAACAAGUAUCUGUGAUCUCAAGCAAUGGGUGACUGUACUUCUUUGCACUGAAUGGAAAACAGAGGAAAUGCCUCUUUUAAACCACCAAGAUUUCAACAGAAAGAUUUCUCCUGAAGACCUGAAGAAGACUCCUUCAGGCAGAUGGAGAUGGGAAGAGAAAAAUGGAGCUCAGAAAAGAAAAUGUCAUGACUCAGAAGCAGGAAGUGGACAAAGGGCUGUGUGAUGUCUUAGGAAGUCAAUGACAUGUGACAAGAAAGUGGAAGGGGAACUAUGGGUGUAUGGAAGGGACCAAGUGGAGGAAUUCUGAAGCAGCAAUCACUAUGAUUCCUUGGGCGUGGAGGCUACUUCCUAGAAAUGUCACCCAUUCCUUAUCUACGUCAUCAACCAGCCAGAGAGCUGAGGCUCACCAUCGGCAGCUGGAGGCCUAUGGGUACUUCUUGCCCAUCCAGACCAGGUGGCAGGACAAUGACCAGUAUGGCCACGUGAACAAUGCUGUGUACUACAGCUACUUCGACACUAUCAUCAACCACUACCUGAUCAGGUACUGUGGCCUGAAAACCAGCUUGCUGACGUCCCCCCUGGUGGGGUUCAUGGUGACCAAUCAGUGCAAGUACCACACACCCAUCAGCUUCCCUCAGAUCCCAGUGGCUGCCCUGGCUGUGGAGAAAGUGGGUCGCUCCAGUGUAUGCUACCGACUGGCUCUGUUUCCUCCUAAGCCCACCAAGGAGCUGCCUUCAGUAGAUCACCGUGACCUCACAGAUGGUUUUUUCUUAGGCCACCCUAAAUUAGCACAGUUUGACACUCUGGCAUGUACCACAGGGUCUUCAGUCCAUGUCUUUGUGAAUCCAGCCACUGGGAAACCAGAGAGCCUUCCAGAAGACUUCAGGAACAGUCUCCAGAAACUGAUGAGUCCAGCAUAGCAUGGACUAUAUCUAACACUGUACAUGGAAUUCAUCACGUCAUAAAAUGAAGUUUAGGUUGUUCUCUGUG
Messenger RNA from Peromyscus maniculatus bairdii (prairie deer mouse), 1052 nucleotides. RefSeq lists its product as uncharacterized. The record is from RefSeq and is a predicted model, not a curated record. NCBI's taxonomy places the organism in Eukaryota, Metazoa, Chordata, Mammalia, Rodentia, Cricetidae. Gene Ontology annotation, molecular function: fatty acyl-CoA hydrolase activity. Gene Ontology annotation, cellular component: mitochondrion.